AUGUCUGAAGUAGGCUAUGGAAGCCCACCAGAUCCUCGGUAUCCCUAUCCUAGCCCUUGGUUUACGCAGCCUUUUUCGUUGCGAGUUAAGCACAUAGAUCCGCUUGUUCUCGGUCUAGAUAAAGUAAAGCAAGUCACGGGAUAUUUGGAUAUCGAAGAUGACAAGCACUUGUUCUAUUGGUUCUUUGAAUCGAGAAACGAUCCCCAGAACGACCCAGUAGUAUUAUGGUUGAAUGGAGGGCCAGGUUGCUCUAGCUCAACGGGACUCUUCUUUGAGUUGGGGCCCUCUUUUAUCAAUUCAACCCUUCAGCCAGAAUAUAACCCCUAUUCGUGGAACUCGAAUGCGUCUGUUAUCUUCUUGGAUCAACCUGUAGACGUAGGACUCUCGUACUCGGAUGACAACGAAGUUUCAACUACGGCUGCUGCUGCAAAAGAUGUAUACAUAUUCUUGGAAUUGUUCUUCCAAAAGUUUCCACAAUUCCAAAGCAGAGACUUUCAUAUGGCUGGAGAAUCGUAUGCUGGCCAUUACAUUCCUAAGUUCGCGUCGGAGAUCCUCAGUCAUCCGGAAAGGUCGUUCAACGUGACUUCAGUUCUCAUUGGAAAUGGGUUCACUGAUGCUAUUCCACAAUAUAAAGCUCUUAUUGGAAUGGGAUGUGGACAAGGAGGUUAUGAUUCAAUCUUGUCAGAACAAGAUUGCAAGGAAUUGGAAGAGAAUUACUAUCCCAAAUGCAAGCAAUUCCUUGAACUAUGCAACAGGGAACAGGAUGCAUUGACAUGUGUACCAGCUUAUCAUUACUGUGAAACAAGAAUGUUUAUUCCUUUCUCCAAGACGAACUUGAACCCAUAUGACAUACGUGAAGAAUGUGAAAGGGGUGGAACUUGCUACGAGGAACUAGACGAUGUGGACGCUUAUCUCAACCUUGACUUUGUCAGGAGUGCCAUUGGGGUUUCUCCUGAAGUCAAGAAGUAUGAAGGUUGUUCUGAUGUUGUAUCAAAGAACUUUGCCUUGGAAGGCGAUAAAGCAUUGCCCCAUCAGCAGUAUGUUGCCGAACUUCUUGAAAAGGAGGUAGCAGUAUUGAUAUUUGCUGGAGAUAAAGACUAUAGAUGUAAUUGGUUAGGUAACUACGAGUGGACAGACCAAUUAGACUAUGAUGGUCAUGAUGAAUUUUCAAGUAAACCUUUGGUGCCAUGGCAAACUUCUGACGGCAGUAUUGGUGGAGAGUACAGGAACUACGAAAAGUUCACUUAUUUGAGAUUCUACGAUGCUGGCCAUUUGGUCCCUCACGAUCAACCCCAGAGGGCAUUGGAAAUGGUUAACAGUUGGUUACAAGGACAGUAUUCAUUGAACUAA
Molecule: messenger RNA, 1350 nt
Organism: Scheffersomyces stipitis CBS 6054
Lineage: Eukaryota; Fungi; Ascomycota; Pichiomycetes; Serinales; Debaryomycetaceae
Product: S10 family peptidase
Exons: 3
Coding region: 1-1350 (449 amino acids)
Biological process (GO): proteolysis
Cellular component (GO): fungal-type vacuole
Molecular function (GO): serine-type carboxypeptidase activity
Source: RefSeq, a predicted model, not a curated record